ACUUUGAAACUGUUCAUGUUAAUAUGGGCGAGGUUUCUGAGCGUCAACCGAAAAUAAAGUAAACUGCCGUGAAACUGCAUUAAAUACUCAAACAAAGAGCAUUAAAUACAUUGCGAAAUCAAAGCGCUUUAUUGUGCAUACUAUACAACUGAUGAAACAUGUUUUUAAUCUGUGAUCCGUGAAAUAUCGCAUCUGACGAAUCUGUGGUAGUCGAACAUCUGCUGGAAAUACAGGUGAACAUACCUGCAUGCGCAUGACCUCAGUUAUGAUCCAUAACACCUGUUGAUAAUCCGAACCAGAUCCAACAAAUGAAGAAUCUUCCAGAAAUUGCAGUCUUUUGAAGGCCACGGAUGAUAAAACAUGAAGUUUAUGGAGAAAGGGCAAUUGAAAACGAAUGUUUCUGAAGGUUGAGUGAUUGAUUGAUCUGUGUUCAGUGUCAGUUUAUCUGAGCGAGGAAAGGACUCUCUCUCUAAGAUGAGUUUCUCAGAGAAACACAGAGUAAGAUCAGACUCGCAUGUGUCCAGCUCUGUGUCUCUGAAGAGUGACCAGUCAAAAGAUGGAUUUCCACCAGACUUCAGUGAGAGAAAACCAUCAUCUAAUAAAAGUGUGAGAUCAGACUCACAUGUGUCCAGCUCUGUGUCUCUGAAGAGUGAUGAUUCAAAAAAAGGUGAUCCACCAAACUUCAGUGGAGAAAAACCAUCUAAUAAAAGGCUUCAGUAUGAGACAUUAGACUCAGACAUUCAGACUCACAGGAAACACGAGAGUUUCAAAGACCAUCUCCUGUGGAUCUUCCAGGAUCUUGAGAGCAGGAUAAUCACAUUUCUGAAGAGAGAGCUAGAAAAGUUUAAGAAAAUAUUACAAAAUGAGAACACACAAUACUUCGUGAAGGACUUUAUUGAGAAUAGAUGCAGUAUCAAAGCCGCAGCUCUUGAUCUCACACUACAUUACCUGAGAGAGAUGAAGCAAGAUGAAGCUGCUGAUGUUCUAGAAGAUGAGCUGCUCUUCAUUCGUCAGCUGAAAUGUGGCCUAAAGAAGAAGUAUCAAUGUGUGUUUGAAGGAAUUGCAAAGCAAGGUGACUCCACACUUCUGAAUAACAUCUACACAGAUCUCUAUAUCACUCAGGGUGGCAGUGAACAGGUCAAUACUGAACAUGAGGUCAGACAGAUUGAAGUUGCUUCCAGGCGUCAUGAAUCUCAAGAGAUACAGGUUGAAUGCAGAAAUUUGUUUGAAGCUCCUGAACAACACGAGGAGAUCCGAACUGUACUGACAAAAGGAGUUGCUGGCAUCGGAAAAUCAGUCUCUGUGCAAAAGUUUAUUCUGGACUGGGCUGAAGGAAAAGAAAAUCAAGAUAUCAGAUUAAUAUUUCCACUUCCAUUCAGAGAGAUGAACUUAAAGGAGAAAGAAAAACUAAGUUUGAUGGACCUUAUAACUCAGUUUUUCCCAGAGACAAAAGGACUGGACCUUACAAGAAGGAAUCAAUUCAAAGUCCUGUUCAUCCUUGAUGGAUUGGACGAGUGUCGCCUUCCUUUGAAGUUUGAUUGUAAUAAAACGUGGUGUGAUGUAUCAUCACAAUCCUCUCUGGAUGUUCUCCUAACGAACCUCAUUAAGGGAAAUCUGCUUCCUUCUGCUCUCAUCUGGAUCACCACCAGACCAGCAGCUGCCAGUAAGAUUCCUCCUGACUGUAUCGACCGGCUGACGGAGAUACGAGGAUUCAAUGAUGCUCAAAAGGAAGAGUACUUCAAAAAAAGAUUCACGGAUCAGGAUCAGGCCAACACAAUCAUUGAUCAUAUUAAAAAAUCAAAGAGUAUCUUUAUCAUGUGCCACAUCCCAGUCUUCUGCUGGAUUUCAGCCACUGUUUUCCAUAACAUUCUGGAGGAGAAGAGAAAUAAUGAAGUGAAAAUCAAUCAGGCUGAUGCGAUGUCAAAAACACAGCAGGAAUCAAAUACUGAAGACACUCCCAAGACUCUGACACAAAUGUACACACACUUUCUUCGCUUUCAGAUCCAGCAGAGCCGCCGAAAGUAUGAUGGGGAAUACACAGCAAAUGUUUCCUGGGAUAAAAACGCCAUCCUUUCACUGGGGAAACUGGCAUUUCAUCAGCUGGAAAAAAACAAUGUGAUCUUCUAUGACACAGACCUGGAAGCCUGUGGUAUUGACGUCUAUAAGGCAUCAGUGUACUCAGGCAUGUGUACCCAGAUCUUUAAGGAGGAAACAGGGAUCACUCUUGGUACCAUGUACUGUUUUGUUCACUUGAGCAUUCAAGAGUUUAUUGCAUCCCUUUAUGCACAUCUGUUUCUAGACAUCAACAAGAAAAGUGUGUUUGUUCACGAGUCUACAAAACACAAAAAUAAAAAUUCGCUCAAGGCUCGUUAUGCAUAUCUGUUUCUAGACAUCAACAAGAAAAAUAAAAUCAUGAUUGAUUUUCUUAAGACUGCAGUGGACAAGGCGCUCGAGAGUGACAGUGGACACCUGGACCUUUUCCUUCGCUUCCUCCUCGGGCUGUCACUCCAGUCCAAUCGACGACUCUUACGAGGUCUGUUGAAACAGCAAGACGACAAUGACCAGAGCAACAAGGAAAUAGUUCAGUACAUCAAACAGAAAUUAGAAGAUAAUCUGCCUGCAGAGAGAUCCAUUAAUCUGUUCUACUGUCUGAAUGAACUGAAUGACCAAACUCUGGUGAAAGAAAUUCAGACCCAGCUUACCAAAGGAAGUCUCUCAUCUGGUGACCUUUCACCUGCCCAGUGGUCUGCUUUGGUCUUUGUGUUGUUGACAUCAGAGGAAGAGCUGGAGGAGUUUGAGCUUCAGAAAUUCAAGAAAUCAGAUGAGUGUGUCAUUAGAUUAUCAGCAGUCAUCAAAACCUCCAGAAGAGCUCUGUUAAAUUAUUGUAACUUAACAGACAAAAGCUGUCCAGCUCUGGCUGAAAUCCUUGGAUCAGAUACCAAUCUGAAAGAGCUGAACAUGAACAAUAAUAAUCUGCAGGAUUCAGGAGUGAAGCUGCUCUGCACUGGACUGAAGAAUAUAAAGUGUAAACUGGAGAUACUGAGGUUAAGUUGCUGUUCUAUGACAGAUAAAGGUUGUUCUGCUCUGACUUCAGCUCUGAAAUCAAACCCAUCACACCUGAGAGAGCUAAACCUGAGUGAGAAUAAACUAGGAGACUCUGGAGUGAAAAACCUCAGUGAUCUACUGCUGAACCCACAAUUCAAGCUGGAGAAACUACAUCUGAGUUACUGCAGUAUUACAGAGGAACAGUGUGUCAUCCUGACUUCAGCUCUGAAAUCAAACCCGUCACACCUGAGAGAGCUGAACCUGAGCAGGAAUAAACUAGGAAACACAGGAGUGAAGCACUUAUGUGACUUACUGAAGGAUUCACACUGUAAACUGGAGAGAUUGAAGUUAAGCUGCUGUUCUAUGACAGAUGAAGGUUGUUCUGCUCUGACUUCAGCUCUGAACUCAAACCCGUCACACCUGAGAGAGCUGAACCUGAGAGAGAAUAAACUAGGAGACUCUGGAGUGAAAAACCUCAGUGAUCUACUGAUGAACCCACAAUUCAAGCUGGAGAAACUAGAUCUGAGUUACUGCAGUAUUACAGAGGAACAGUGUUUCAUCCUGACUUCAGCUUUGAAAUCAAACCCGACACACCUGAGAGAGCUGAACCUGAGUGUGAAUAAACUAGGAAACUCAGGAGCAAAGCACUUAUGUGACGUACUGAAGGAUUCACACUGUAAACUGGAGAGACUGAGGUUAAGUGACUGUUAUAUGACAGAUGAAGGUUGUUCUGAUGUGACUUCAGCUCUGAACUCAAACCCGUCACACCUCAGAGAGCUGGACCUGAGCAGGAAUGAACUAGGAAACACAAGAGUGAAGCACUUAUGUGACUUACUGAAGGAUUCACACUGUAAUCUGGAGAGACUGAGGUUAAGCUGCUGUUCUAUGGCAGAUGAAGGUUGUUCUGCUCUGACUUCAGCUCUGAAAUCAAACCCGUCACACCUGAGAGAGCUGAACCUGAGCGUGAAUAAACUAGGAGACUCUGGAGUGAAAAACCUCAGUGAUCUACUGAUGAACCCACAAUUCAAGCUGGAGAAACUAGAUUUGAAUAGAUGCAGUAUUACAGAGGAACAGUGUGUCAUCCUGAUUUCAGCUCUGAAAUCAAACCCGUCACACCUGAGAGAGCUGAACCUGAGUGAGAAUAAACUAGGAAACACAGGAGUGAAGCACUUAUGUGAUGUACUGAAGGAUUCACACUGUAAAGUGGAGAGAUUGAGGUUAAGCUGCUGUUCUAUGACAGAUGAAGGUUGUUCUGCUCUGAUUUCAGCUCUGAACUCAAACCCGUCACACCUGAGAGAGCUGAACAUGAGCGGGAAUAAACUAGGAGACUCUGGAGUGAAAAACCUCAGCGAUCUACUGAUGAACCCUCAAUUCAAGCUGGAGAAACUAGAUCUGUGUUACUGCAAUAUUACAAAGGAACAGUGUGUCAUCUUGACUUCAGCUCUGAAAUCAAACCUGUCACACCUGAGAGAGCUGAACCUGAAUGUGAAUAAACUAGGAAUCUCAGGAGUGAAGCACUUAUGUGACGUACUGAAGGAUUCACACUGUAAACUGGAGAGUUUGAGAUUAAGUGACUGUUAUAUGACAGAUGAAGGUUGUUCUGAUGUGACUUCAGCUCUGAACUCAAACCCGUCACACCUGAGAGAGCUGGACCUGAGCAUGAAUAAACUAGGAGACUCUGGAGUGAAAAACCUCAGUGAUCUACUGAUGAACCCUCAAUUCAAGCUGGAGAAACUAGAUCUGAGUGACUGCAGUAUUACAGAGGAACAGUGUUUUAUCCUGACUUCAGCUCUGAAAUCAAACCCGUCACACCUGAGAGAGCUGAACCUGAGUGUGAAUAAACUAGGAAACUCAGGAGUGAAGCACUUAUGUGACGUACUGAAAGAUUCACACUGUAAACUGGAGAGAUUGAGUUUAAGCUCCUGUGAUCUGACAGAAGAAGGUUGUUCUGCUCUGACUUCAGCUCUGAACUCAAACCCGUCACAUCUGAGAGAGCUGAACCCGAGUGAAAGUAAACUAGGAUACUCUGGAGUGAAAAACCUCAGUGAUCUACUGAUGAACCCACAAUUCAAGCUGGAGAAACUAGAUCUGAGUUACUGCAGUAUUACAGAGGAACAGUGUGUCAUCCUGACUUCAGCUCUGAAAUCAAACCCGUCACACCUGAGAGAGCUGAACCUGAGCAGGAAUAAACUAGGAGACUCAGGAGUGAAGCACUUAUGUGACGUACUGAAGGAUUCACACUGUAAACUGGAGAGACUGAAUCUACAGAACUGUGACAUUACAGAUGUUUCCUCUUUAACUCAGGCUUUGACUAACUCAAAAGCACUGCAGUGUUUAAAAGAUCUUGAUCUGAGACACAAUAAUAUAGGAGACUCAAUGCAGCGGCUCCGUGACGUGCUACAAGACUCAAACUGUGUCCUGAGAUGAAGAUCUUUGGAAUCAUCAUGAGAGGAUCAGAAAUAAUCAGGUGGAACAGGAGGAAGAAGCUCAGAUGAGUCUAUCAGCAGAAAUCUUCAGGCUCUUCAGUAUCAGGCCUACAAAUAUAAUAAUGUUUGGAUUUUAAUCCAUAAUGAUUAAAAAAACAUGAGACAAAGUAUCAGAUGGACACAUAAAUGGAGGACAAGACUACAAUACAAUAACAGAUAUUCUGACUGAAGUAAAUCUGUUAAACACUUUUAAGUAUUAAAUGAAUUACCUAGAAAUGUAAGUAAAAUCCCUGAAGAAGUGCUGUAAGUGUUUGGGAACAGGUAAGGAUCUCAAACUGAAGUCUUCUGUAUCAAGCAGUUGUUGAAGGUGGAGUUUCGAGGAUUCAUCAGUGAGAAAACAGAAACAAUAACUUAAUGUACUGUAAAAAGAAAGAAACUUCUGUUUACUGUUUUUUUUUAAAACUAUUAUAAAACUUCAUAUUCUUACUGAUCAUGCUCACUGGAGAAGCAUUGUGGCUGUGGAAUACCCAUAAGCCCUUGCUCUUUAAUAAUUUUGUGUUUGGUCAAAGCAAAAUCUGUACUGUAAAUAAUUGUGAUAAUUAACAGAUCUUUGAGCUCCAAUUAUUAUUUAAUUAAUUAUUUUGUUGUGGUUUGUGAUUUUAUUUUUUCAUUUUUAGUAAAAUUGUUCAUAAUGCUGGACUAUAAUCUAGUGUUGUCAAAAGUACCGACUUUGGUACCUAUCGGUACUAAAAUUUUAAAAAUGUGACGCUUUGAGCGCUGUUG
Molecule: messenger RNA, 6254 nt
Organism: Megalobrama amblycephala (Wuchang bream)
Lineage: Eukaryota; Metazoa; Chordata; Actinopteri; Cypriniformes; Xenocyprididae
Product: NACHT, LRR and PYD domains-containing protein 3-like
Exons: 24
Coding region: 475-5472 (1665 amino acids)
Molecular function (GO): protein binding
Source: RefSeq, a predicted model, not a curated record